Molecule: messenger RNA, 1685 nt
Organism: Fukomys damarensis (Damara mole-rat)
Lineage: Eukaryota; Metazoa; Chordata; Mammalia; Rodentia; Bathyergidae
Gene: Cript
Product: CXXC repeat containing interactor of PDZ3 domain
Exons: 5
Coding region: 79-441 (120 amino acids)
Biological process (GO): cytoplasmic microtubule organization
Cellular component (GO): dendrite
Molecular function (GO): microtubule binding; PDZ domain binding
Source: RefSeq, a predicted model, not a curated record
GCUAGACUGGAGCGGAAGACUCAGGCCGGAAGUAGGAUGACGUAGACGGAAGGGGAACCUUCUUCGACUGGUUUGUUGAUGUUUUUCAAGCUGCUGGAGGAGCUUCUGUGGUUGAGAGGACAGUCGGUAGGAGGAUGGUGUGCGAAAAAUGUGAAAAAAAAACUUGGUACUGUUAUUACACCAGACACAUGGAAAGAUGGUGCAAGGAAUACCACAGAAAGUGGUGGAAGAAAACUGAAUGAAAAUAAAGCCUUGACUUCAAAAAAAGCAAGAUUCGAUCCCUAUGGAAAGAAUAAGUUCUCCACUUGCAGAAUUUGUAAAAGUUCUGUGCAUCAGCCAGGUUCUCAUUAUUGCCAAGGCUGUGCCUACAAAAAAGGCAUCUGUGCGAUGUGUGGAAAAAAGGUUUUGGAUACCAAAAACUACAAGCAAACAUCUGUCUAGCUGUCUUGGUGAAAUUUCUGGCUUUGUAUAAUUUUACUUUCUGCUUUGAAUUUUCAAGGCAUAAUGUAGAUGUUUAACUUGCAGAGUAAUCUGUUUCAAGACAGGUGAUUAAAUUUAAAUGAGGGUAGUUGAUCCUCAUCCUUUUUCUCUUUUUUUGAGACAGGGUCUUGCUAUGCAAUUCAAGCUGGCUUUGAACUUGUGGUGAUCCUCCUGCCUCAGCGUCCUGAGUGCUGGGAUAACAGAUGUUCUUCAUCCUUUCUUAGGCUGUCAAGAAAUUCUGAGACUAAUCUUUUGCUUUAAGUGGUUAUUUUCCUUAUAAGCAUUUUAUUGAAAUAGAAUAAGUGGCAAAUUUAAUGAAAAAAAAAAAAACUCUUGUGUUUUCAAUGGACUUUUAAACAUUCAUAUAAUCUUUAUCCCCUUCAUUUACUUUAUUUAUGGAUAUUGAAGAAAUGAGAUUGUUAGUUAUUUAGAAUGUGUGGAUUUAGAAUUCUUCCCUCAUUCCCUAAUUGGAAGCAUAGUUCUUUGAAUCAGCAGUCCCUUAAUUAAUUGCAGUUUCCUGAGAUACAGUGAUUGAGGCCACAAUAGCUGAAUGGUCCCUUAACAAUGAGUCCAGACCCAAAUCAAAGACAAGUGGAAUUUGUGAUUUAUUUUAAAUUUGUUUUUGAAGCCAAAGGGCUAGUUCCUUUCCUUCAUAUGUAAAUAAGAACGUGUGUCCAGAUAAAUACUGGAUUUCAGAAAACACAUAUGUAUGACCUUGAAUUUAGAUUGCCUUUAAAGCCAUGAGAACAGUGUUCAUGUGUAAUGAAAACGAACCGCCAGUCUUUGCAAAAGCUCUUUGAAGUAGAAAACAAACUUUUUUGUUACCGCUUCCCCAGCCUUCAAAGAAAUAAAUAGAACAAAGCACAUAUCUUGACUUUUUUUUUUAAUAUAGUGUAGACUGUAAAGAGACUAUGCUGAAGUUUCAAAUGAAAAUUUUUCUUAUCCUGCCUUCAGGUUCAGGACUUCUAAAACUUGUAACCUACAAUAGAAAACCAAAAAGGUAUUCUCUCAUUUCCAAUGCCAUUUGUAUAAUAUGUGAUACUAUAAAAUGUGUAGACUACUAUAGAUAAUGUAAUAACAUACAUGGUAUAGACUUUACAUUUUUAUUGUCUUAAAAUUACUGUGAAAAGAAAAGUUCAAUUUAUCAGCAAGUUUUUCACAAAGUGUUUCUAGGAUAUACGGUUACUUAUGCAUAUCUAGAGAGA